Molecule: messenger RNA, 795 nt
Organism: Diplodia corticola
Lineage: Eukaryota; Fungi; Ascomycota; Dothideomycetes; Botryosphaeriales; Botryosphaeriaceae
Product: zinc finger protein 407
Exons: 2
Coding region: 1-795 (264 amino acids)
Source: RefSeq, a predicted model, not a curated record
AUGCCCUGCGACAUCGAGGACCACGCCGGCCACCACAACUGGCCGGAGCAGGGCGACCUGCGCAUCUGGCCGUGUGAGCGCGCCUGCGACUACUGCACCUACCAGGCCCGUGACUCGUCUGCUCUGCGCGCCCACGUCCGCGACGUCCACCAGCCGGGCGACUUCCCGCUCAUCACCAUCCUGCCCGGCCUGAACCGGCCUCCGGUCUUCAACCCUUCGCUCCACAGGACUCCGCCCCGCCCCGCCCGCUCGGUCAGCGCCAGCAACGGCACCCAGCCCGUGCUCAGCUCCCGCGACAUUGACGACGUGGUCCAGCAGGCCCAGGACGACGCCGAGGAGCCGCCCCUGGACGAGGCGGCCGAGCAGAAGCUCGCCGAAGACCCGGACGACUACGACUACCAGGACGGGCCCAGCUCGUCGUCGGCCCGCGGCCGCAAGAUCCACGUCACUCCCAAGGCCGCCGCCGCUGCCGAGGAGGCCAACGCCCGCAAGCGCAAGCGCGGCAACCAGCGCAUCCCGGGCGAGAUCUUCCCCGCCCGCCUGCCCAGGUCCGCUCACAAGCCCUCCCCGUACGGCCCGCCGCGCGCCAUGCCCGACUCGAUCCGCGCCAACCGUGGCGGCCUGCGUCCGCGCAACACGUCGCCCGACGACGACGAGGACCUCGUCUCGUGGUUCAAGAGCAACAUCAACGGCAUGUUCUACCUCGGCCACGCUGCCGGCCUCACCCGUCGUGAGAUCGCCGUUGCCUGUCAGGAAGUCGUCAACCACUGGACCUUCAUCGAGAUUGAGGAGUGA